AUGGCCGCCAAUCCAAGUGGAUUCCUCAGCUUUAUAGCUGAAGACCUUCAACAAUCACCAGGAAACUACUUCACCGUCUUGGGCGUACUGUUCGUCACUGUCUUAUUGCACAGAUUAUCAACACCAUCCCUUGAGACGGGCGAGCCUCCAUUGCUCAAACCUAAAUUCCCCAUUGUUGGGCAUUUCUACGGCUUAAUGAAAUACCAGAAUGUCUACUUGAAACAGUUAUACGACAAGUAUCACAGACAAAUAGCAACUCUACCCAUCCUCGGAGGUAAACUCUACGUCAUAUUCGACCCAGCUAUCGUGCAAUCUGCAUAUCGCAAAAAGACACUUUCGUUCGAGCCAUUCGCGGCAGAGUUCGCACAGCGAGAACUGUUAUUGUCUGAUCGAGUUCAAGACAAGCUUAAGAACACCAAUUUAGUACCGGACUUUUUCGCUGCUAUUCAUCCUGCCAUGACAGGGGAUCACCUCCAUCGUAUGAACGCAAAUGCCCUCAACUACAUAUCAAAAGAUAUCAACAAGAUUAGUGGACAAGGUAGCUUGGAACAUGCGAACCUCUGGCUUUGGUUGAGAGAUCUUGUGACUAUGGCAACCUCUGAAGCACUAUACGGAUCAAAGAACCCAUUGAGACAGGAUCGUAGCUUACUGGAAGAUGUCUGGACAUUCGAGGCUGGCCUCAAUAUGCUACUGGUUAACAUCUUCCCCGCCAUCACGGCUCCCAAAGCUCAUCAAGCCAGAGCGAGACUUCAAGCAGCACUGGGUAAGUACUAUGGCGCUAGAAGUUACGAGGAUGAGGAUGCAGCAGAGAUAGUCAGGGGAAGAGCCGGCGCGUUUGUGAAAUACGGUGUACCUGACGAGGAAGUCGGUCACAUCGAGCUGGCGCUACUACACGUGGGCACUGCCAACACCAUUCCCACUCUGUACUGGUUCUUUGCCAACGUCUUUAAUCGACCUGAUCUAGUGCUAAAGCUGAGAGAAGAAGUUUCUCAAGUCGUACAGAAGGAUGGAGGAAACAAGGUCGUUAUUGACGUGUCAAUCUUGGAUGAGAAGUGUCCCUUGCUUGUCAGCUGUUACCGGGAGUCUUUACGCGUAAGCAACCAGGCAACGGGCAACCGACGCGUCCUCGAAGACACGACAGUAACAGACAACAAAGGCAACUCGUAUCUUUUGAAAAAGGGCGAGAAUGUUCAGGUGUCUGCUGCAGUGAGUCACAACCUCGAUGCCUGGGGCGAAGACGCAUCCACCUUCCGACCAGAUCGUUUCAUCGAAACCAAGGACAGUAAUGACGCGGAAAAGACGCGUCGUUCAGCUUUUAUCGCGUUUGGUGGUGGACGCAACCUUUGCCCUGGUCGAAACUUUGCCUUUGCUGAGAAUCUGGGACUGGUAGCUUGUCUUCUGGCAGGCUUUGAUGUCACACUGCCGGAUGGCCCUAAACUUCCUGCCAGUGUGGACUGUAGCUUCGCACAAGCUGCUGUAAGGCCUGCGAAAGACGGCGCAGGGUUUGGAGUGAGAAUAGAGAGGAGGCUGGGGUGGCAGGAGACUCAGUGGUCGUUCAAAUCUUAG
Messenger RNA from Fusarium graminearum PH-1, 1566 nucleotides. RefSeq lists its product as uncharacterized. The transcript has 3 exons. Gene Ontology annotation, molecular function: heme binding; monooxygenase activity; iron ion binding. The coding region runs from base 1 to 1566 and encodes 521 amino acids. The record is from RefSeq and is a predicted model, not a curated record. NCBI's taxonomy places the organism in Eukaryota, Fungi, Ascomycota, Sordariomycetes, Hypocreales, Nectriaceae.